AUGGAAACUGGUAAUUAUUCUUACUCUCCCAAAAGAAAUUCCAAUGCUAGGCUUCUUGAAGAGUUAGAGGCUCUAAGCAAAUCCCUUUACCAAUCACACACAGCUAGAAGAACAGCUUCCCUUGCUUUGCCAAGAGAUUCAGCUCCUCCUCCUGUCAAAUCUGUUGAAGAUGACAAUGCCAGUGCUAAAAUUGAUAUCCAAAGCAGUAACAAACCUCGCACACGCAGGUUGUCCUUGUCGCCGUGGAGAUCAAGGCCGAAGCGAGAGGAUAACAAGGCACCCCCCUCAAAGCCACAACAAACAGAGAAUUUGGUUGAGAAGAGAGGGAUUUGGAGCUGGAAGCCUAUGAGGGCUCUUUCUCACAUUACAAUGCAGAAACUAAGUUGUUUGUUUUCUGUUGAAGUUGUAACUGCUCAAAACCUUCCUUCAUCAAUGAAUGGACUAAGGCUUUCUGUCUGUGUUAGAAAGAAGGAAACAAAAGAUGGUGCUGUCCAAACAAUGCCAUCAAGGGUUGUUCAAGGAGCUGCAGAUUUUGAAGAGACUCUUUUCAUCAGGUGCCAUGUUUAUUGCAACCAUGGCAGUGGAAAGCAGCUUAAGUUCGAGCCGAGGCCAUUUUAUAUAUACCUUGUUGCGGUUGAUGCUAAAGAGCUUAACUUUGGAAGAACCUCGGUGGACUUGAGCCGGUUGGUUCAAGAAUCCAUUGAGAAAAGCUGGCAAGGCACCCGGGUUCGGCAAUGGGAGACAAGCUUUUCCUUGUGUGGCAAGGCAAAAGGAGGUGAGCUGGUUCUGAAAUUCGGUUUCCAAAUCAUGGAGAAAGAUGGUGCAGGGAUUGCAAUUUACAAUCAGGACGAGAACUUGAAUUCCAAGUCCAGCAGGUUCAUAAGCCUGGCAUCUUCGUUUCGCAAACAAUCCAAGAGAUCCUUCAGUGUUCCUAGUGCAAGAAUAACAAGCAGAAAUGAUGCUUGGACUCCUUCAGAUAUAAGGUCAAUAGGGGAUUUUCAUGGAUUGCAUGAUUUGAGUCUUGAUGACACAAUUUCGGUCCAGGAUUCCUCAGCUUCUGUCCAAAAACUUGAUGAUGGCAAGGAGAAGGUAGAUGAUUUCCAUCUUCUGGAUUUUGAUAUCGUUGAUAAAGGUGUUGAGGUUCAAAAGCAGAAAAAAGGUGAUGGAGAAGAAUCUGAGAGGUCUGUGGAAGUGAAAUCAGCUUCAAGUGAGGUGGUCAAGGAGAUAGUACAUGACCAAUUGCACCUCACUAGAUUAACCGAGCUUGAUUCGAUUGCACAGCAGUUAAAGGCUCUUGAGACCAUGAUAGGGGAGGAUAUCAACUUGAUAAAAGCAAGGGAUACAGACUCACAAAGAUUGGAUUCUGAUGAAGAAACAGUGACAAGAGAGUUUCUUCAGAUUCUUGAGGAUAAAGUGACCAGAAGAUACAAAAUAAACCAAUCUGAAAUUCCACCUUUCCAACUUGAAGGGCAUGCACGUGAACAUGGAAAUGAAGAUUCUUCUGAGAAGGAGGAAUCCAAAGUUUAUCUUCCUCAUCUUGGCAAGGGCUUGGGUUGUGUGAUUCAAACAAAAGAUGGGGGCUACUUGGCAUCCAUGAAUCCUUUGGACAGUGUUGUGGCCAGAAAUGAUACUCCAAAGCUAGCAAUGCAGAUGUCAAAGCCUUUUGUGUUGCAAUCACAUCAAUUCUCAAUGGGGUUAGAGUUGUUUCAGAAACUGGUUGCCAAUGGUAUUGAAGAUUUCAGCUCUGAAGUUCUCUCCUUGAUGCCAAUAGAUGAAAUGAUAGGCAAAAGUGCAGAACAGGUUGCUUUUGAAGGCAUUGCUUCUGCCAUCAUACAAGGUAGGAACAAGGAAGGAGCGAGUUCAAGUGCUGCACGCAUAGUUUCUGCCCUGAAUAGUAUGGCGAAUGCUAUGAGUUCAGGAAGGAAGGAAAGGAUUUCAACAGGGCUUUGGAAUAUAGAUGAAAAUCCACUCACUGCAGAGCAAAUCCUUGCAUUCACAAUGCAGAAGAUUGAGUCCAUGGCGAUUGAGGCGCUGAAAAUUCAAGCCGAUAUGGCCGAGGAAGAAGCUCCAUUUGAUGUUUCUGUGACCACCUCAAAGGAAGAAAACAAUGACAAAGAUCUGUUGAGUUCUGCUAUUUCACUUGAGGACUGGGUCAAAGAUCAAAGCUACAAUGAAACCAGUGCAAGUUCUUACAAAGAAGCAUCACAUAUCACACUGAUAUUUGUUGUCCAAUUGAGGGAUCCAAAAAGGCGCUAUGAGGCGGUUGGGGGUCCUAUGAUGGUACUAGUUCAUGCAACUGCAGACACAAAGAGGAAUGAAUAUAAUUAUGAUCAUGAAGAUGGUGAGGAGCAAAAGUUUAAGGUAACUAACAUGGAUGUUGGGGGCUUCAAGGUUAGGAGUGGUGUAAAGAAUUAUGCAUGGGACGGACAGAAGCAAAGACUAACUGCAAUGCAAUGGCUGGUGGAAUAUGGAUUGGGAAAGGCAGGGAAGAAAAUCAAGAAUAAUGCAUUGAUCAAAGGACAAGAUUCUCUGUGGAGCAUUUCAUCAAACAUCAUGGGUGACAUGUGGCUCAACACCAUGAGGAACCCAGAUAUCAAACUUGUGGUGAACCAAUAA
Messenger RNA from Arachis ipaensis, 2616 nucleotides. The record is from RefSeq and is a predicted model, not a curated record. NCBI's taxonomy places the organism in Eukaryota, Viridiplantae, Streptophyta, Magnoliopsida, Fabales, Fabaceae.